AUGCCGAAGUCGUGCGCGGCCCGGCAGUGCUGCAACCGCUACAGCAGCCGCAGGAAGCAGCUCACCUUCCACCGGUUCCCGUUCAGCCGGCCGGAGCUGCUGAAGGAAUGGGUGCUCAACAUCGGGCGGGGCAACUUCCAGCCCAAGCAGCACACGGUCAUCUGCUCGGAGCACUUCCGCCCCGAGUGCUUCAGCGCCUUUGGGAACCGCAAGAACCUCAAGCACAACGCCGUGCCCACCGAGUUCGCCUUCCGCGACGCCAGGCCGGUCCUCCCCGAAGCGCAGGCCAGGGAGCAUGGGCCGCAGAGGAAGGCGGAUCCUGCCCUCGAAGGGCCACAGCCGCCACCCGGCGCCGGAGACCCUGCAGGGCAGGUCCUGCCAUGCACCCCAGGCGCAGCCGAGGCCCCUGCCCAGCCGGCCGGCCCCCCGCAGCCCUCUGACCACAGCUACGCGCUGCUGGACGUGGGCGCCCUGAAGCAGCAGCUGUUUGCGACCCUGAAGGAGAACGAAAAGCUCCGCAAGCGCCUGAAGGCCCAGCGGCUGGUGAUGUGGAGGCUGUGCCGCCGCCUGCGGGCCCCCGGGGCGGGGCGGCCAGGCCCCCGGCCGACCCCCGGCCGGAGCAGCGGAGCCGAGCCCGGCUCUCCCCGAGCCUGGCCGUGA
This is a messenger RNA of Pipistrellus nathusii (Nathusius's pipistrelle), 660 nucleotides long. Lineage: Eukaryota; Metazoa; Chordata; Mammalia; Chiroptera; Vespertilionidae. The record is from the annotation of a GenBank genome assembly.